AACAAGACGAGGUCCCACAGAAGAUGCAGAGGAUGGGCCAAGAGACCCACACUUCAACUUAUUCCAUAAUAACUAACUAGCGACGAGCGCGGAAACAAAACUAACACAUUUCAUUUCAAAGCAAUAUCCAAUUUCUCGAUCAAACCAAAACGCAUUGUUGCGUUUUCAUGAAAAUUCGUCACAAUGGGAAUUCCUCAAGCCAUGGUUGCUUUACACGAACGAGCAACGUUCGUUAAAGACUCGCUUCACAAAAGCCAAACCAUUACCGAUAACAUGGUUUCGAUUCUUGGUUCGUUUGAUCAUCGUCUUUCUGCGCUUGAAACCGCAAUGCGUCCUACUCAGAUUAAAACGCAUUCGAUUCGAAGUGCGCAUGAUAAUAUUGAUAAGACUUUGAAAGCUGCGGAGGUGAUUUUGGGGCAGUUUGAUCAGACGCGUAAGGCGGAGGCUAAAAUACUGCGAGGGCCACAUGAGGAUCUAGAAAGCUAUUUGGAAGCAGUUGAUCAGCUUAGAUCUAAUGUUCGUUUCUUCAGCAGCAAAAAGAGUUUCAAAAGCAGUGAUGGUAUUAUCAACCAUGCAAAUAGCUUGCUUGCUAAAGCUAUCUUAAAGCUGGAAGAUGAAUUUAAACAUCUUUUGACAAAUUACAGCAAGCCUGUGGAACCUGAUCGCCUUUUUGACUGCUUGCCAAACUCUCUAAGGCCAUCAGCGCAGCAGAAUGCCGGUGGCGGCGGCAAAAACCAUCCAGAAAAACAAAGCGUAGAAACUGUCACUUUCACCCUCCCAACACUUAUUCCCCCCAGAGUUAUACCAUUGCUUCAUGAAUUAGCACUACAAAUGGUUCAAGCGGGCCAUCAACAGCAGCUCUUUCGAAUCUAUACAGACACCCGUGCUGCAGUCCUGGAGACGAGUCUAAGGAAGUUAGGUGUAGAGAGGCUGAGUAAGGAUGAUGUUCAAAAAAUGCAAUGGGAGGUUUUGGAGGCUAAGAUUGGAAACUGGAUUCAUUACAUGAGAAUUGCUAUCAAAUUGUUGAUUGUCGGGGAAAAAAAAAUCUGUGAUCAAAUAUUUGAAGGACAUGAUUCUGUGAAAACUCAAUGCUUUGCUGAAGUCACUGGUAGCAGUGUGGCUAUGCUUCUUAGUUUUGGAGAGGCGGUUGCCAGAAGCAAGAGGUCACCUGAAAAACUAUUUGUUCUUCUGGACAUGUACGAGAUAAUGAGAGAACUUCAACCAGAGAUUGGGAUACUGUUUGAUAGUAAAGUUUGCGCUGAAAUGCGGGAAGCUGCAAUCAAUUUGACAAAGCGCCUUGCUCAGACAGCCCAAGAAACCUUUGGUGACUUUGAGGAAGCAGUUGAAAAAGAUGCUACUAAAACUGCUGUGCAAGAUGGAACUGUCCACCCUCUAACCAGCUAUGUUAUCAAUUACGUAAAAUUUCUCUAUGAUUAUCAAGCAACUCUAAAACAACUUUUUCAAGAGUUUGAUCCCGCCGAUCCAGAAUCUCAGUUAGCAUCUGUUACAACAAGGAUUAUGCAGGCUCUCCAGAAUAACCUAGAUGGAAAGUCUAAACUAUAUAAAGACCCAGGACUAACCCAGUUAUUUCUUAUGAACAAUAUUCAUUACAUAGUGAGAUCUGUGAGAAGGUCUGAGGCAAAGGACAUGUUGGGCGAUGACUGGGUACAAAUACACAGAAGAAUUGUACAGCAGCAUGCAAAUCAGUAUAAAAGGAUCUCUUGGGCAAAGAUCUUGCAGUGCCUCACUGUCCAAGGAGGUAAUUCAUCUGGUGGAGGGGACAGCAACAGUAAUAUUUCAAGAUCAUCGGUUAAGGAAAGGUUCAAGACAUUUAACACUCAAUUUGAGGAGCUUCAUCAGAGACAAUCUCAGUGGACUGUUCCUGAUAGUGAAUUGCGAGAAUCACUUAGACUGGCUGUUGCUGAAGUUCUGUUGCCUGCCUAUAGAUCUUUCCUUAAACGUUUUGGGCCCAUGAUUGAGAAUGGCAAAAAUCCUCAAAAGUACAUCAGAUACUCUCCUGAGAAUCUUGAACAAAUGCUCGGUGAAUUUUUCGAAAGCAAGGCAUGGAGUGAACAGAAGCGGUGAAAAUCGUUUCAUAGAUUAUUGUGGUUUUACAAACUUAGGUGCUCGUUAAGAUUUUGUCCAUGAUGUAAACGUAUUGUACAUUUAUUGUAUUCGAAUGUCUUUUUUGUGGACUUCAUAUGGGAUCACAUGUAGCCAUGUAAUAUUUUGUUCAUAUGCUUUUUUUAACUGCAUAAAUGUUCAUAUGCUAAACACAAUACACAUUAUCUUAA
Messenger RNA from Medicago truncatula (barrel medic), 2294 nucleotides. Its product is annotated as exocyst complex component EXO70A1. Lineage: Eukaryota; Viridiplantae; Streptophyta; Magnoliopsida; Fabales; Fabaceae. The coding region runs from base 184 to 2085 and encodes 633 amino acids. Gene Ontology annotation, cellular component: exocyst. The record is from RefSeq and is a predicted model, not a curated record. Gene Ontology annotation, biological process: exocytosis. The transcript is spliced from 11 exons. Gene Ontology annotation, molecular function: phosphatidylinositol-4,5-bisphosphate binding.